This is a messenger RNA of Spirodela intermedia, 7569 nucleotides long. NCBI's taxonomy places the organism in Eukaryota, Viridiplantae, Streptophyta, Magnoliopsida, Alismatales, Araceae. The record is from the annotation of a GenBank genome assembly.
AUGGGUCCGGAAACCGACUCCAUGGCUUUCAAGGUGAGGGAGCUCUUGAAGGAUGUGAAAUUGGACCCAUCCACCAUGAAGCUCCUUGACCAGGCGGUCUCCUCCGUCGUGGAAGUCAUCCGUUGCAUCCCGGAUUCCGCAGUAGGGGCGGAUGCUGCACCAGGAUUCGUCAGGGACCUCGACGUCCUGCCUGAAAAGAUUGCGUUCACAUUCAAGGCCCCCGAGUCCAUCGUGGUCGCCGGAAGCCAUUCGAUCAGAUCAAUUGCCAAACCUGAUGUCAACGUCGACCUGCUUGUUCGGAUGCCUAGAGUAAGAAAAUGACGCAGAAACUAAUCUAUGUUCUUUCAUUCUGAUUUCCAUCCUCUGAAUCCUCUCCACUUACAACGAUAUUCUUUUAUUUUCAUCUAAUUUCUUCUCCUAAGAAAUGUUUCCUCGAAAAAGACUACAUGAACCAUCGGUACCACGCCAGGAGGUGUCUUUAUCUUCACGUCGUGAAGGAACAUCUGAAAUCCUCUCCCGCAGUGCGUAGGGCAUCGUGGUCAACACUUCAGAACGAGGCGCGGAAACCAGUUCUUCUCGUAUUUCCAGGUUUGGUCGUUGACUCUUCCGUCCGAAUCGAAUUCCACGCAUUUCUUGGUCCAUUAGGCUUAAAAUAUUGACGAGAAGCUCAUCGAUUUUGUAGCUCUAGAGCUUAUCGAGCUGCCUGGCUUUUUCAUAAGGAUAAUUCCUUGCGCAACAUCUGUUUUCAACGUUUCUAGGCUGAGUUUGACCCGAAACAAUGUCCGUGCUGUUAAUGAAGGUGAUACAAAUAUCCUAUUGAUCUUCCUUUGGUCCACGCAAUUUUGUGCUGAUCAUGUGCCCUUUUGGUUCUCUGCAGGAGGCAUUACACGAGCUACACCAAGGUAUAAUAGUAGCAUCCUGGAGGAUAUGUUUCUGGAGGACAAUGCAGAAUUUAUCAGAAAAACUUUCCACGGUUGGAGGAGCUUAGAAGAGGCAUUGAUUCUUCUUAAAGUAUGUUCCUAACCAUUCAUCACAGCUUCUGUCACGUAUCAUAAUUCUGAGAUAUGCCCCUGAUCACAAUCCUUAGAAAAAGACAGUUCUUGCUCAGAAAUUGUUUCAAUUGCAAUCUUCUUACUGCUAUGGUUAAAACUAAUUGGUGAAGGUUUGGGCGAGGAAUAGAAGUUCCAUCUAUGCACAUGAUUGUCUUAAUGGAUUCUUGAUGUCCAUCAUAUUAUCGCUCCUUGCUGUGGGCAAUGGAGGGAAACUCAUCAACAAGUCAAUGGAUGCACUGCAGAUUUUUCGCGUCUCCUUGCAAUUCAUUGGUACGUGUGCUUGCAUUGUUGCUAGUAUUGUCUCAUAUUUUAUUGCGUUAUUAUUGAAGCCUUAUGUUUUUAUCAACCUUCAUUUUUUAUUGGUCAUUAAUGAUUACCCUCAAGAUAAAUAAGACCAGAAGAAGGGUUCAUUAGUUCAUGCCAUGCCUUAGUUUGCUCUUGGGGGCCAUGUGUUAAAAUCAAAUGCCCUCUGUGGCUACCCAUGCAUCCAUCACAUGACUCGGUUCCCUUGACCUAAGGAAGUAAGUUACACUGGACAUCAUCCCGUGGGGGGAGGGAGGAAGAAGAGGAGCCCCUUUGAAAGGACAGAGAUACAGGCGUUAUAGACCGCAAAAAUUCAUAUUUUAUUGAGCAGAUGCUUUUAUUUGAUGAUGUUUCACAAAUCAUAAGAUAGGCAUAUUUAUGAGGAUUGGAAUUUGUGAGUACAGGAUACAAUAGUUUAUGUAGAUCAAUUGACAGAAUUAAAAGUUGCCACCGUCUGUUACUUGAGGUAUGUAAGUUAUUGCUCCAUGUAUAAAGCAAAAAAAAAAAGGUAUAAUGAUUUUAUUUCAAAAGAAACUACAAUUCGGCUAUUUGUAUUACAGAGACUAUAAAGAGUAUUGACGUCAGGCCGGAUGAAGGAUCCAUUUCAACAUUUCUAUUUACUUGCAAAGCUCUACUCAUAUCUAAUGUGAAAUAGCAGAGCGACUCUUUAUAUCUCAAGGAAUCUUGAGGUGCUUCAGAUAUUGCAGAUAAUUAGGUUCAUGCCUUUUUGAACAUUGGAUCUGUCCGAGUUUUUCAAUAGUUGUUGAUGAGAAGAUGAUUUUUUUGAGAAAAACGUGCAAGAUUGUGGAUAUACAGAAAAUAGCAUCACAAAACAAGAUCGAACGAACCCAUGCAAAUUUCACCGUUUUGAAGUCCCUUGAAUUUAGAGAUAUUAACGGGUCGGGAGGACAAUGUUGAAAGGCUCUAACGGAACUUGCACCAGUCUCUUGAAUUCGAUCUCAAAGAUCACCUUUUUCCCAACUUAUGCAGCACAAUACCUUGAUUUUAUUGUUUGCAUUGAUACAAUAUGAAAAAUAUGUUUCUUGCAGCCACUUCGACAUCUUGGAUCAAAGGCUUAUCUCUCAAAGCUCCUGGUCAUCUAUCAGAAGAGGUAUAAUUCUUAAUUCCAUAUAAAAGAACGUUAAUAGUUGCAUUUUUUUUUCCUUUUUCCACUUAGAUUCUUUCAAUGUUACAAUAUUUUUUACAGAGGUUGAGCUUUAGUUUUUUUUCUGUUGAUCUUGCAUAUGUUGUCCUCAUCUAGACAUAUUCAUUACGUGAUCCAUCUAAACAUGUGUAAAUACCUGCAUGAAGGCUUCAAGGAUUCCUUAGUUUCACCAUUGCUAUGAUGCCUGUCUCUCUUAUGUAUGGUUACCUCGACUGUUACCUCUUUUUUGUCCAUAUCUCCUGCUUCCUUAACUUGUCUCAUAUACCAUUCUUCUCAUGGCCAAUCUUUAAAAGAGAAAGGUGAAGUCCAUCGGUGUCUUUUCACCUCUGAGAAGCGACUCCUGGGCUUACUGAUUUCUCCCUUGUUGGAGCGCAUGGGGAGCAUCUCUCUUCUUAAUAAGAUGUGUUGGUAGAUUCGUGGGUAUUCUGCUGUUAAAAUUAAUUGAUAAAAUCUCUUUAAUUCAGAACAACCUGGUUUUUCCCCAUUGUAAAAACUCACGGAUCAUAUAAAUAGAGUGAUUUCAUUUUAAAACCUUUAGAUAGAGAUAAUUCGUUCUCUGGCCUAUUUAUAUUGCCAUAUUCACUUUUUUACUCUAGUUCCCCGAAUUCAACUGAGUGCUUGAACUUCCUGCUUUAUUGUAAUUUUUGAACCAACGUUUAUCCUUUUUUCAAUGUCAUACGCUUUCAGGAAAUGGAGUUACAUCGACAGUUAUUUGACGUUGUCAUAUCUGAUGUGUCUGGCUGUGCAAAUUUGGCGUUUCGGAUGAGAAGGACAGCCAUUUUGGAGGUAAACUUUGAUAGUAAAUUUUGUUUUAGUGUGUUAAGAUAUGGUUUAGGUACAGUGAAAGAUAAGUUUUCCUUUGGUAUUUGGGUUUCUUUCUUUGAGCUUACUGCUUUCAUGAACUGCUACUCAGCUGCGAGAUGAAGCUGCUUUGACACUUGACUGCAUGAACCAAUGUAGAGAUGGUGGAUUUGAAGAAAUUUUCAUGACAAAGGUCGAUUUCCCUGCAAAAUUUGAUUUGGUCAUGAGGUAAAAUGUUGAGAUGGAUAAUUAUCUUACUGUCCUUCACGUGAUUCUAAUACUUGUUUGCAAGUGUAAGGUUCCAUUUAUCAGAAGGAAGUCAUAUAUUUAAUUGGUUGUGUCAAUGAUAAUAGCAGUCAAGUUAUUCAGGAGUCGUGAAAGUGAUUUCAUGAUUAUCUUUUGCAAGUUGGAAACCUUAAAGCAGUAAUAAGAAACUUGACCACAGCUUGGUAAAAUUGCCUUCACCUUUUUUGUGUUUUAACUUCCUGUUUUCUAGAAUAAACAUGAAAGGACUUCGAAAGUUUGAUGGAUCAAGAUUUUGUUUGGAUGGUGAACUCUCCCAGACUUAUGAAGAAGAGUUGCACUCUCUCCUCAUAAGAGCUCUAAAUGACAGAGCCAAAUUGGUUCGUCUGGCCUGGAGAAGUACACCCUUUGGAUGGGAUGUUGUUGACGUAUGUAUGCCUAACGUUUAUGAUUUAUCAUUGUUUAUACCAUAGUUUUCAAAGAAAAAGCAAUAUAUUUCAUCUGGCCUCCAGGGAUUUUCGCAAUUUGGUCGAGAGCCAAUGCUUGUUGGAGUGCUAUUCAGCUCCUUUGAGAAGAUCUCCAGAGUUGUUGAUAUUGGACCAAAUGCUGACGAUAAAGCAGAGGUAUUUAUUGUUGCUUUGCUUUAGUUUUGGACUCGACAAGAAAUUGACAUCUUGCAACAGGCUGCAAAAUUCAGAGAAUUUUGGGGAGAGAAAGCAGAGCUGCGGAGGUUUAAGGAUGGGACUAUUGCAGAGAGCACGGGCAAGUUUGCUCUCUUUUUUUGUUGCAUAGUUUGGCUACAUUUAUAACAAUGCACUAGCAUUCAAAAUGCUUUACACUUGGCGCAGUCUGGGAAUGUCAACUCUGGAAGAGGCAUCAGAUUGUCAAAAGAAUUACACAACAUGUUCUUUCUAAGCAUCUUUCCUUGUCAAAUGAUGAUGUGGUGCAGAUUGUUGAUCAGCUUGACUUCUCCCUUCUUCAUGGAGCUCAUGGUAAUCCUUUUUUUUCCCCCACUUAUCAUGGUUCUUAUCCAUUUAACAACUCGUCUUCUUUUUUAUUUUGCAUAAAGCAGAUCCAAUCUCAUUUUCUGGUACUUUAACGGGGGCUUUUGAAAUUCUCUCAAAGCGCCUGCGCCAGUUGGAUGGCCUUCCCCUUAAGAUAUCUAGUGUGCAGCCUUUGGACCCAGGUGCACCCAUUUAUCCUUUACAAUUCUUUCAAUUCCUGGAUUUUAUUACUUUUUUCACAUCUGAGCUGGUUGAUAUGUUGAAAGAGAAAAACAGUUCACAACAUCAUCGAUGUAUAGUUAUUUUUAUCAGAUAUGAAAGAAGGGAAAUGCUUGAAUGCAAUGAGGAUUUGUAACACAUUAAUACUCUUUAUGUUCUUUAAAUAGCUUCAGAAAACAUACAUGAAUAAUACGUUUGAUUUCUCUUGUGAAGCUUUUGAUUGGCUGCUUAGGUACUGUAUCAAUAUUUUCUCUGCCUGAGCGAAACUUUGACAUUAUUAAAUCUAAUGUUUUCUUUUUUCGCUAACUUCUACUUUCUUAUUGGAUAGCCUUUAGAUUUACAGCUGUCUUCCCUCCGGAACCUAAUCCCUUAGCUGACAAAAAGGUCGUCAGCAAGAAAUCACUGAAGUUUGCUCUAGCUUCUAUUCAGCCACUCGAUAUUAUGAUACAGGUAAGCUGUGCACUCUCUUCUUUUUUUUUUUUCCCUGUUAUCACAUAUUUGUGAUAUUAAUGAAAGUUUGAAUUAUCUCUAGUUAGAGGGCUCGGGGUUGUGGCCUCUGGACGAAGUAGCCAUCGAGAAGACAAAAACCGCGUGGCUUCUUGAAAUCGCAAGAAGGUACCCGAGCGCAAGAAUUUCUUCAUGUUCAGAGCAGAUUUCUUCGAGUAUUGUCGUAUGAGAUGAUCUCUCUGUCGAACCAGGCUUCAGGAUGGUCUGGACGUGUUCUGUGUUGCCACAGAGGACGAGGUGGAUGUCCUGAUUUCCGGGUAUGCAUUCCGUCUUAGAAUUUUGCAUGAGAGGGGGCUAAAGUUGAUGAUCAGUCAAGGUUAGUAUCUUCAGGUUAAGUACUCUUAUUUUUCAAGCAGCUUAGUGAUAAAUUUCAUUAAUCUAAUUAGUUAUAAUGCAGUGGGAAAUGGAGUAGUCAAGGGUGUGUCAUCCUCAGACAGGGAGCUGUUCCUCCGCAGCCAGCAUUCUAGCAUGAUUAAUGGUUUGCUGGGUCGUUACUCUGUAUAUGGGCCUGUUGUCCGGUUAGACUUUUAUUAAAUUUUAUUUUUUUUAAUAAAAAUGAGGUUGAGAUUAUUGUUGCUGAUAUUGCCUCGAAAAUUUCAAAUUACCAGGAUUUUUUGACAAAAAUCACAUCUUGAUUGCUUCUGCAGGCUUGCCAAAAGGUGGAUUGCGUCCCAUUUUUUCUCUUCCUUCCUGGCAGAGGAGGCAGUCGAGUUGUUGGUUGCUCAUCUUUUCUUGAUGCCGCUCCCGUUCUGUGCUCCAUGUUCAAGAACUACUGGGUUUUUGAGGUAACAGUUCGUCCAGGAAACUAAUUAAAACCUAUUAAUUAAUUAAUUAAUUAAUUAAUUAAUUUUUGGUUUAUAUGAUACGUUGAUUUAAAUGUCUGGACAGGUUUCUGCGACUACUUGCAAACUACGAUUGGACAUUUUCUCCUCUGAUCGUUGACAUCAACAACGAUCUAACAUUGGAGGAUAAAAAACAGAUUAACGUAUGGGUUAUAUGAUACCUUCUUUCGUUGUUCUUGUUGGAUGAAAUUAUCACUGAUUUUCUUUCCCUUACCAAAUCAGGAGGCGUUCAUCUUAAGUAGGAAAUCAUAUGAGGAAAAUGCCCAUGACAUAGAACCAGCAAUGUUCUUGGCUACAUCUUAUGACAAGGCGUCUCAGGCUUGGACCAGUUCUUCCCCAAGAACACCAGUAUGUGACUUUUUAUAUUUCCCCCCUGGAUUUGGUCCAUGUCUCAUACCUCAUUCAUCAGACAAUAAAUGGCAUAACCUUGUUUCAUGCAACUACAUAAACUGAUUUCGUUUCCUAAAGGUGCUUAGACGACUAGCGAGCUAUGCUCGAAGCAGCGCGGACCUCAUGACCAAUCUCAUCUUAAGAGACCAGCCCAGCCCUUACACAUGGGAGGUGUGAAAGAAAAAACCCAAAGUUUUCAUCUUUAUUGGGCCCAAGAAAACCCAAGAAUUUUAUUUUUAUUUUUUUUCUUUUUGCCUGAAACUCGUCCAUGUUGCAGUGCCUGUUCAGGACGCCUUUGAAUAACUAUGAUGCAGUCGUCCUGCUGCACCAGGAGAGGCUGUCAUAUCCACAGCGCCUCCUCUUUCCCACUGAUAUGAAACAAGGUCGAUCAUCUUUAUCUAUUUAUUUUAUUUACCUCGUGUGUGACCUUCCCAUGAGUAGGUGGAAAGCUUAUGUCUACAACCGUCUCCAGGAAAGCAUGUCAUUGAGGGGAGAUCGAGUGCUGCCUUUCAUCCCUACUUGCUCCUUAAGGAAACAAACAGCUUGGAAGCUGCAAGGAGUAGCCUGAUGGUCGGAUUCGAUCCAACCAGGUGUUUUGUGGAAGAUCUGAAGGUUCUUCUGCAUCUGAGAAUUCCAAUAAAAACAACUUUAUUCAAAGAAUUUGUUUCAUUUUCCCUUUUGGGAAGAGAACAGCUGAUGCUGAAUAGAAGAUUUGACUUCUCUUGCAGAAGGAGUUCCCAGACACAUUCAAGGUGUGGUAUGAUUCUCUUGGGGGCGAUGCUGUGGGCCUCACAUGGGAAAAACAGGCUUCAAAGGUAAACUGUACCUACAACCCAUGUUUACUAUCUCUAGUAAAUAUUUACUAUUUAAUGAAUGAAUAAAUGAAUGAAUGGUGUGGGUUUCUGCAGAAGAGAGAGAGAGAUGAAGUGAGCGACAAGAACAGUGGAGAUCCGAGUUCACUUCUGAAGGAAGUAGGAGAAGUGGGUAAAGGCUUUGUGAGGAGCGUGUACUUGCUCAAGGCUCCGAGGCAUCACCAACCUUAG